AUGGCCCUUAGCUACAGAGUAGGCCCAUUGCUUCUCGCCGGUAACUAUGAUCCGAACACGGAGAUGGAACAGGUCUUCGACCCAGCGAUCGUGGCAACAAAAGUCCGUUUCAUCCCUUACACCUCUCACAUGCGCAUGGUAUGCAUACGGGUGGAGCUUUAUGGCUGUCCAUGGACCGAAGGCCUGGUGUCGUAUUCCAUGCCCCAAGGAAUCAAGCGGGGCUCGGAGAUUGACCUUUCCGACCGAACGUAUGACGGCCGGGAGGAAGGAGGUUACCUCUCCGGGGGACUCGGUGAACUUGUCGACGGGCAAAAGGGUCCUGACAACUUCAGAUCGGACGUCAGCGGUAACGGGAAAGGGUAUGAAUGGGUUGGUUGGAGAAAUGACACGCCGAACAUGCUUGGACGUCCCGUUGAAAUAACCUUUGAAUUCGACUACACGAGGAAUUUCACGGCCGUACACCUACACACGAACAAUUACUUUACCAAAGAUGUUCAGGUCUUUUCGUACGCGAAGGUUUAUCUUGGCGCCGGUGGAAACCAGUUCAACGGGGAGCCGGUCCAGUUCUCCUAUAUACCGGAUCUGGUGUUGGAGCAGGCACGUGAUGUUACCAUAAAGCUACACUCGCGCGCCGGUCGCUUUCUGAAACUGCAGCUGUAUUUCGCGGCCCGUUGGAUCAUGCUCAGCGAAGUAAUCUUCGAAUCAGUAAUCUCCGAAUGGAACAACACCGAGGACGAGGAGCCGAGGAACAAGAGCGGCAUUGUACUGGCAACCGGCAGCCCCUAUCAGAAUAACGAGGGUCCGCUGCAGAGGGACGAAGUGAAGGCCACUUUUAAUAAGGAGGAAAACAACGAUAACGCCCUUCCAGAAAAGAGCCGGGAGCCAGAAUCGAAGCAGUUCGUCGGUCUGGUGAUCGGGAUCCUAACAACAGUGAUCGUAAUGCUCCUAGCAGCGAUCAUGUUCAUCUUUUAUCGUAACCGAAGAACCAAAGCGGCCCUCGUGCCGUCCACAUUCUACGAUCAGCACGGCGAUCUAAAGGUCUCCGUGCAGGAGGAGGGCGAGGACAAGGGACCAAUUUGCCCUCCGCUUCCGGCGCAGUACCACGCGGCUGCCUACACCACGACGACACCUCAACUACACAAAACUAUCACGGAUUACAGCGGGAUCACGGAGGUGCAGCCGGUUAUUCCGUUGCUGUUGAACACGACGAUCAAUCUUGCGAGGCCGCCGAUCCCGCCGGUUCAAGAAUAUCCAUCUAAUCCGCCGCCCAUACCACCGCCGCCAGAGAAGUAUUACGCCAGCACGGAGAUCUGCAAGAACUCGUUGCCGCCGUUGCCGCCGUCGCCGACGCCUAGCACGCCGCCGCCAAUGAGCGCGAAAGCCUCGAGCAGCAUGACAAGCUACAGCCCGGAGGAUAUGCUCACGGAGGAGGAGGACGAGGUGCCCGAGUGCAUCCUAGACUUCCCACGGGAGAAGCUGAACAUCGUUGAAAACCUCGGCUGCGGAUACUUCGGGGACGUUCACGUUUGCGAGGUCGACAGGUUUCCCGGAUACGACGAAGUUUUCCGGAACGCUGGCAGCGACCUAGUGAUCGUUAAGUCCCUGAGACCGGGCUCCUCGGAUGCGCUUAGGAUAGAAUUUCAACAGGAGGCAAAACGACUGGCACGGCUGGCCGAUCGGAAUGUCGGACGGCUACUGGGCGCCAGCCUCCAAGACGAUCCCAUGUGCAUCGUAUCGGAGAACGGCGAGUACGGGGAUUUGAAUCAAUAUUUGCAGAGCCACAUCGCUGAAACGUCGACCGUGCACACGGCUAAGACCCUCAGUUUCGGCACGUUGGUUUACAUGGCCACGCAAAUAGCAUCCGGCAUGAAACACCUCGAGGAAAUGGACUUCGUGCAUCGGGAUCUCGCCACAAGAAACUGCUUGGUAAGUCGUGGGUAUACGGUGAAAGUGUCGGAUCUGGGUUCCGGAAGGAACGCCUAUGCCGCUGACUACUUCCGGGUCGAGGGCAGGCCUCCGUUGCCAAUUCGAUGGAUGGCUUGGGAAUCCAUGCUGAUGGGAAGACAUACGACGAAGAGCGAUGUCUGGGCGUUCGCAGUCACGCUCUGGGAGAUUUUAACGUUUGCGAGGGAACAACCGUUCGAGGAGCAGCCCGACCAUCGCAUCGUUGAGAACGCGACUUAUUUUUACCAAGAGGACGAGAGGAGAAUAAUCUUACCGUUGCCGAAGAACUGUCCCAAGGACAUCUAUGACUUGAUGCGCGAGUGCUGGCAGAGGAACGACGUGGACCGGCCGAACUUCCGCGAGAUCCAUCUGUUCCUCCAAAGGAAGAAUCUCGGUUACAAGCACGGGGACGCGAACGACACCUGA
Messenger RNA from Dufourea novaeangliae, 2370 nucleotides. It is a transcript of the gene Ddr, whose product is annotated as discoidin domain-containing receptor 2-like. NCBI's taxonomy places the organism in Eukaryota, Metazoa, Arthropoda, Insecta, Hymenoptera, Halictidae. The transcript is spliced from 16 exons. The record is from RefSeq and is a predicted model, not a curated record. Gene Ontology annotation, biological process: cell surface receptor protein tyrosine kinase signaling pathway; multicellular organism development; protein phosphorylation. Gene Ontology annotation, cellular component: signaling receptor complex. Bases 1 to 2370 code for a protein of 789 amino acids. Gene Ontology annotation, molecular function: ATP binding; collagen binding; protein tyrosine kinase collagen receptor activity.